CCCGCCAGUCACAACCUGUCACAGAGUAGAACUACCAGGAAAUCAUGCCUGAACCACCCAAAGCAGCGAAGAAAGGCUCUAAGAAGGCCGUUUCUAAGGCCGUGAGCAAGUCCGGCAGGAAGAAGAGGAGGCCCAGGAAGGAGAGCUACGCCAUCUACGUCUACAAGGUGCUGAAGCAGGUCCACCCUGACACCGGCAUCUCCUCCAAGGCCAUGGGCAUCAUGAACUCCUUCGUCAGCGACAUCUUCGAGCGCAUCGCCGGUGAGGCCUCCCGUCUGGCUCACUACAACAAGCGCUCCACCAUCACCUCCAGGGAGAUCCAGACCGCCGUCCGCCUGCUGCUGCCCGGGGAGCUGGCCAAGCACGCCGUGUCCGAGGGCACCAAGGCCGUCACAAAGUACACCAGCUCCAAGUAAACCUGCUGACACUCCAGCAACACAACGGUCCUUUUCAGGACCACACACUGCUUCUACUGAGAGCUUCAGUCCUGAUAUCAGUUCUCACCUGGAAGAGUUUGAUGUUUUACUUUGUUUAUAGCAGUGCAAGUUCAACCAUGUCUGAAAAUGUAAUUCAUUUCAAAGUCAUACUGGCAGUAAAGUCCUGUAUAACAGUCUGAUUGUAUCAGAGUGCAGCAUCACUUACUGAACUACUUGAUUUCUUCGCUGGUGCAGUGACACUAAGAAACUGAAGCUCCUCAACAAAACAUGAAUUUACCCCAAACUGAAUAAAAUAUAAAGUUAUAUUCUCCCACCUCAA
Messenger RNA from Acanthopagrus latus (yellowfin seabream), 756 nucleotides. RefSeq names its product histone H2B 1/2-like. Gene Ontology annotation, molecular function: DNA binding; structural constituent of chromatin; protein heterodimerization activity. The transcript has a single exon. The coding region runs from base 45 to 416 and encodes 123 amino acids. Gene Ontology annotation, cellular component: nucleosome. Lineage: Eukaryota; Metazoa; Chordata; Actinopteri; Spariformes; Sparidae. The record is from RefSeq and is a predicted model, not a curated record.